Messenger RNA from Coregonus clupeaformis (lake whitefish), 2127 nucleotides. Its product is annotated as adapter molecule crk-like. Gene Ontology annotation, molecular function: protein binding. Lineage: Eukaryota; Metazoa; Chordata; Actinopteri; Salmoniformes; Salmonidae. The record is from RefSeq and is a predicted model, not a curated record. Bases 274 to 1236 code for a protein of 320 amino acids. The transcript is spliced from 3 exons.
CUAGAUCCGCCAUUUCAGCCCCUGAGUUUCAUGUUGCAAAUGACUUCAGAGAUUUAUUUGAAAACGCCUUGAUAAAAACAUUAUAUAUUACUGGUUACAACAAUUCAUUCUUAAGUAAAUUUAUAUAAAUCUAACGGUUUAAAGCGGUAUCGAUGCCGUGUUUUUUUCCCGGAGCGUGUUCUACAGUGAACCAAAGUUGUAUGAGUUGAAUCCUAGUUGUGGUCAGGGAGAGGCAAGGGGAAGGCCUUGGAACCUUGGAGUGGAUUUGCAGCCAUGGCCGGGAAUUUUGAUGCGGAGGACCGUGAUAGCUGGUACUGGGGAAGGUUGAGUCGACAGGAGGCGGUUUCCCUCUUGGAGGGUCAGCGACAUGGCGUGUUCCUGGUCAGGGACUCUAUUACCAGUCCCGGGGACUACGUGCUAUCCGUCUCAGAGAACUCAAAAGUAUCACAUUAUAUAAUCAACAGCAUCAGCAACAACCGGCAAUCUGGAUCAGGUCUGCCCCCCCCGCGGUUCCGCAUCGGGGACCAGGAGUUUGACGCCCUGCCCAUCCUUCUGGAGUUCUACAAGAUCCACUACCUGGACACCACCACGCUGAUCGAGCCCAUCAGCAAGGCCAAGCACACUGGCUUCGUGAGCUGUGCCGCCACCGCCCCCCCCACUGCGUCGGGCAGCGCCCCGCAGGAGGCAGAGUUUGUUCGCGCCCUCUUUGACUUCCCCGGCAAUGACGAGGAGGACCUGCCCUUCCGCAAAGGUGACGUGCUGCGUGUGCUGGUGAAGCCAGAGGAGCAGUGGUGGAAUGCGGCUAACCAGGAGGGCCGCGCCGGCAUGAUCCCCGUGCCCUAUGUGGAGAAGUACCGGCCUGCCUCGCCCACCUCCUCGGUGACGGGGGGACCCGGCGGUGCGGGAGGACCGGCCAGUGUUGUGGGCAGCACUACGGACGGAGCAGUGCCCCAGCUGCCCCCGCCUCUGGGAGAGCCGGGCCAGUAUGCCCAGCCCAUGGUCAACACGCCCCUGCCCAACCUGCAGAACGGGCCUGUCUACGCUCACACCAUUCAGAAAAGGGUGCCCAACGCCUAUGACAAGACAGCCCUCGCCUUGGAGGUCGGAGACAUGGUGAAAGUGACCAAGAUCAACGUGAACGGCCAGUGGGAGGGCGAGUGCAAGGGCAAGCGUGGCCACUUUCCCUUUACGCAUGUCCGGCUGCUGGACCACCAACACUCCGAGGACGAGAGCUGAGACACACACACACACACACUUCCAGACACACUCCUCACUAUACAAAAGUCCAAUCCAUUCCUCCUCUGUGAUUUUCACCUAUGAUAGAAAGAACACAUGAUAUACGGACUGCAGUGGUCAGGAGUUGCAACUCACCCGCUGUUGUUGCCAAUGUGUGUGAGAGAGAAUUUAUUUAGAUGAAGUUCUCACUCACACACACGAACACGGAAUAGAGUUUACACUUCCACCCCACUUCCUGAUACACUACACACACACACACAGCAGAGUUUACGCCCCCUCUCCCAUGUUUUUCAAGAAAUCCUCCUUUACACCCGCAAUUGCCCGCACACACACACACGUGCCCGCACACAGACCAGACACGUGUGUAUAUGUGGCUUCUCAGACUCAUGGACCACCCUUUUGUAGUAGAGGACCGUGAACCUGGGAGCUAGAAGAGAAGUGGCGAUACUGACUCAUGAUUAUGACUCCCUCUUGUGGAGAAAGACGCUCACUGCGACUGAAACGACCAUUGCUGCACUCCACAGAUAGGCGUUACCACAGGACACCCACCACAGGGACCCUUACCCAGCCCCUCUCUGCUACAAACCCCACACUACAAACCCCCAAGUCCUCUUUUUGUAGUGAAACUAUGACACCAUUACAUGCUAAAUAUUAUGUUAAAUGUUUUUUUGUAAUUUUUUGCCCUGUGCAUGAUCAGACCCUCGCCGCCCUGUGUGAUCACUGAUAUGUGUCUUUCCGAAAUGCUAUGAUGACUGUGUCUUGUCUGGGGAGUAAGUGGAGACAUUCCUUAGGACUGUAAAGUAUGGGGCCUUUGUCCAGUCCACCUCAUUGUUGUGAGAUAUACAAUGGCCAGACAAAGACAGAACAAUAUAAAUAUACCAAGUGAAUAUA